Messenger RNA from Acanthamoeba castellanii str. Neff, 1725 nucleotides. RefSeq lists its product as uncharacterized. Gene Ontology annotation, molecular function: oxidoreductase activity. The transcript is spliced from 11 exons. NCBI's taxonomy places the organism in Eukaryota, Discosea, Longamoebia, Acanthamoebidae. The record is from RefSeq and is a predicted model, not a curated record. Bases 1 to 1725 code for a protein of 574 amino acids.
AUGGGGCCGGAAGGCUCGGCACGAGGAGAUGGAGGUGUGCAGAGCCAGAAGCGGCCCCCGCGCCGGGCAGCGCCGCUACGCUUUCGCUUCUACCUCGGAGGCGCCGUGGCAGUGCACCUGACCGCCGCUGCGAGCCUCAUCUACGGCCUCUACCUGCUCCAUCCCUUCCUACUCGUGCUCUUCCUCCUUGGCGUCGGUCUGGAGAUGAACAGGCGUCGGAUGAGCACGAGACCGUUCAAGAGCGCCUGGCAGGUGCCCGAUGCCGCGUCGUGGCAGAGGAAAGGAGAUCGACUUGCGGAUCUGAUCGUGGAGUCGGGCCUCUUCAAGCCCAACGCCAUCAAAUACGAAAACAUUCUGCGCCUGCUCGCCAGCAAGGAGCAGGAGCAGCGAAAGCAGCACCUCGAGCAUCAGCAUAAGCAGCAGCAGCAGCGCCUCGACGACGAGACCGACAGCGAGGAGGUGGAGGCCCGCACGGCGAAGGAGGUGCUCGUGUACAGAGAGAUCAUUGAUGAGCUCGAGAGCGUGCCGGGGUGGGUCGACUGGCAGAAGAUCGAGCGGGGGCGCCAGGUGUACAGGGACCACCUGGUGCUCAUCUGCGCCGGCCUGGCCAUCGCCCUCAUCGAAGCCUACUCAUUUCCCAUCGACGCACAGGUAUUGUACAUAAGCGGAGGACUGACGGCGUCAAAGAAAGCGGCAUCCCGACGGCUCAUGGAGACCGGCUACUGGAUCUUCACCGUCAUGAAAGAAGGAGUGCGCGUGGGCUCGAAGGGCCAUGCCGCGUGCGUCAACGUGCGCUUAAUCCAUGCGCUCGCCCGGAAGCUGUGCCUCAUGUCGCCGGAGUGGAGCCAAGGCCACACCACCCUGAGCGAGGUUGACAACGAUGGCCGACAGUUGAGCGAGGAAGAAAUGAAGCAGAAGAUCAGCGAAAACGGGGCCAACACGCUCCUGAUGAAGUUUGUCAAGGUGUCCCAACAGCAGCACCAUGGCGGGCAGAACGACGAGACCACCACCGCCAGCGAGCAGGGUGAAAGCGACCCACCACAAGCGGCGGGGCGAUCGGGCACCGGUGGUGCAAGCCGAGGUCAGAGCCGCCGUAUCCAGGGCGAGCUGCCCAUCAACCAGGCCACCCUGUUGGGCACACUCUUCCUCUUUUGCCACGUCUGCCUUGAAGUGGCGCAAUUGCGUGGGGCCAAGAUCACUGAGGAAGAGAAGGAGAGCUACUGGCAUCUGUGGCGUUACAUCGGCUACAUGCUCGGCAUCGAUGAUCAGGUGAUGCCGCAGAAAUACGACGACGGACUCUCAGCCAGGUUGGGCGCGAUCUACCGGGAAAGGCAGCAACCGGACUACACCAGCAAGCUGCUGACCACGAGCACGGUGGAUGCGAUGGCCGACCUGCCCAGCAUUCCCUUCAAUCGUCCGCUCUUCAACGUUUCCAUCCGCAAGUUUCUCGGCGAGCCCCUGAGCAAUGCGCUGGGCAUCGAGCGGACGGACAGGGCGACCGUGGCGAAGUGGUGGGUGUCGAAGUACUGCUACGUGCUGUGCGACACGUUCAACGUCGUCUUCCCGCCCCUCAAGCAGCUGCAGAACUACCUCUUCUGGCGCUUCGUGGACGAGGUCUACCAGGACAUUUUGUCCCUUCCUAUCUGGCUCCUCGAGUGGUUCUACACAGAAGGCCACCACACUGGUGCGAUGCCCCUUUGGUGGCUGAGGCCAACUGGUCAAUAA